Lycium barbarum (goji berry) is the source of this 1619-nucleotide messenger RNA. Its product is annotated as calmodulin-like protein 3. The record is from RefSeq and is a predicted model, not a curated record. The transcript has a single exon. NCBI's taxonomy places the organism in Eukaryota, Viridiplantae, Streptophyta, Magnoliopsida, Solanales, Solanaceae. Gene Ontology annotation, molecular function: calcium ion binding. Bases 330 to 1022 code for a protein of 230 amino acids.
GUGUUUGUGUUGCAUAUUUUAGGAUUAGAUAGAAUUUUUCUGGUGUCUAGGCUCGUAUCUUUCUUUUCUACUGUUUUCAUCAAAUCGAACCGAUAGAAUUCAAUAAAUAUUUGACAGAGACUGUUAACUUUUGAGAAACUCAAAGGACCAAAGUUGUUCAGCCCAUACUUAAAAGAGCCUACUCUCAAACAUAAGAGACCAUAUUUGUCAUUUUCUCCUCUCUUUUUUAAUCUCAUUAAAGCCCCUCAAAACUACUCAAAAACAGCUAAAGAAGCCAUUCUUCAUUUCUCAUUCUUCUAUUCCAUUGAAUCCCAAGAAGAAGAAGAAAAAUGUUGACAAUAAGCAUUCUUUUCUUAGCACUUCUCUUCAUUCUUGGUUUAAUCACAACCCUUUUCAAAUUUCCCACAAAAAAAAUCCAAUCUUGGAUCUAUUCCCUCUCUAUCAAGAACUCAAAUUUUUCCAACAAAAAAGAUUCAAUCUUGGUUGAACAAAAGAGCAUGACAAGGAGUAGUAGUUGCUCAAAUAGCCACAGCAAGAUUGAGCUAAAGGGUAUUUUUGCAACAUUUGACAAGAACAGUGAUGGUUACAUAACAAAGCAAGAGUUAAAACAAUCACUCAAGAAUAUUGGGAUAUACAUGGAGGAUCAAGAUAUAGUUGAAAUGGUUGAUAAAGUUGAUUCAAACAAAGAUGGUUUGAUUGAUCUUGAUGAGUUUUAUGAACUUUGUCAUACUUUCUUAGGCAUAGAAGAAGUUGUAAGUGAAGGAGUGAAUCAAGAAGAAGAAGAGAAUAGAGAGAGGGAUUUGAAAGAUGCAUUUGAUGUGUUUGAUUAUGAUAAAGAUGGAUUAAUAUCAGAGGAAGAAUUGAGUAAAGUACUUUCAUCUUUGGGAUUAAAUCAAGGCAGGAAAUUGGAUGAAUGUAAAGAAAUGAUAAGGAAAGUUGAUGUAGAUGGUGAUGGAAUGGUAAAUUUUGAUGAAUUCAAGAAAAUGAUGAGAGCUAAUGGAAGGCUUAUUCCAAUUUCUUGAAAAGCCAUGCAAAGUUGUUAGUACCAAUUUUUAUUUUCUUUUUCAAUUUUUAUUGGUGCUACUAUCAAAGUAUAUUUAAGAAAACCAAUUGAUGAAUCUCUACUAUUACUACUACUACUAAUCUUCAUAAAUCAAGAUUUGUACAGAUAGGAACAAGUUGUCUCCGCUAUGAAAUUAGCUACUGAUACUUGCAUUAAGAUUGGCCGCUUACAUCACACCCCUGAGGAGUAUGGCCCUUUAUCGGAUCCUGUCGGGAUGCUUCGUGCAGCAGACUGUUUUUAUUUUUUAUUUUUAUUAGGACCAAGAGUUUGCAUUGAGUGAUUUGUAUAGUUAGUUACUUUUCUUAGUUUCUCUUAGAAUUUGAUGAAGUUAAAGAUUGGAUCUGAGGUCUAAUUAAGUCAACUAAUACCUUUGUUUUCCUUUUUUUUUUUUUUCUUAACUACUUGGAUUAGAGAAAAUUAAAGCACAUGAAGAAGUAAGGAGGGAACAAGCAUCACACUUGUGGCUUUGUAUUUGAUCUGAUGUGUUGUUUCAGAGCGACAAGUUCAUGGUUGUACUGACAUUAUAUGUUUGUUUAUUAAUGGACUUAUUUCCUUA